AUGAGAAAUCACACUGUACCCAAAGAAUUCAUUCUACUAGGGCUAACAGAUGACCCAGAGCUUCAGGUUGUGAUUUUCAUCUGUUUAAUUAUCACAUAUAUAUUGAGCGUUGCUGGAAAUCUGACAAUCAUCACUCUCACCUUGGUGGACUCCCAUCUACAGACUCCUAUGUAUUUCUUCCUCAGGAACUUCUCUAUAUUAGAAAUCACCUUUACAACUGUCUGUACCCCUAGAUUCCUGGGCGCAAUUAUUACUAAGGACAAAUCAAUUUCAUAUGAUGAUUGCAUGGCUCAGUUGUUUUUCUCUAUCUUCCUGGGUACAACUGAAUUUUACCUUCUAACGACCAUGUCCUAUGAUCGCUAUGUAGCCAUCUGCAAACCCCUGCAUUAUACCACCAUCAUGAACAAGAGAGUCUGCAUAUUGCUUGUGUUUUGUGCUUGGCUGGCAGGAUUCUUAAACAUCUUCCCACUAGUUAUUCUUUUUCACCAGUUAGAUUACUGUGGCUCCAAUGUCAUUGAUCACUUUGCUUGUGACUACUUUGCCUUAUUGAACUUAUCCUGCUCAGACAAAUGGCUCCUACAAGUGGUCGGAGUUUACUCUGCAAUAAUGAUUCUGCUUUUCACUUUGGCAUUAAUAAUUCUAUCCUACAUGUUCAUCAUAAGGACAAUUUUGAAACUCCCUUCUGCCAGUCAGAGAAAAAAGGCAUUUUCUACCUGUUCCUCUCACAUGAUUGUCAUUUCCAUCUCUUAUGGAAGUUGCAUAUUCAUUUAUCUUAAUCCCUCUGCAAGAGAAACAUCAUCAAUGACCAAAAGAGUCACUAUUCUCAAUACCUCUGUUGCUCCCAUGAUGAAUCCAUUUAUAUACUCUCUGAGGAAUCAGCAAGUGAAGCAAGCCUUUAAGGACACCAUCCAGAAAGUGAUGCAUCUCUCUGGUAAAUGA
Molecule: messenger RNA, 939 nt
Organism: Ictidomys tridecemlineatus (thirteen-lined ground squirrel)
Lineage: Eukaryota; Metazoa; Chordata; Mammalia; Rodentia; Sciuridae
Product: olfactory receptor 6C3
Biological process (GO): G protein-coupled receptor signaling pathway
Cellular component (GO): membrane
Molecular function (GO): olfactory receptor activity; G protein-coupled receptor activity
Source: RefSeq, a predicted model, not a curated record